Molossus molossus (Pallas's mastiff bat) is the source of this 1471-nucleotide messenger RNA. It is a transcript of the gene TMEM121, whose product is annotated as transmembrane protein 121. The transcript has a single exon. Lineage: Eukaryota; Metazoa; Chordata; Mammalia; Chiroptera; Molossidae. Bases 139 to 1095 code for a protein of 318 amino acids. The record is from RefSeq and is a predicted model, not a curated record.
CGGGAGCGGUGGCGCCCUCGGGGAGGCUGGACCGGCCUCGCUGCGCCAUGUCCGCGGGCUGAGCGCCGCCGCUGCCGGGCUUCGUCCCGCCUUGCGUGGGGGCCGCGCGCCCCCAGGACGGGGUCCCGGCGGCCCACCAUGGUGCUGCCGCCCCCGGACCGGCGCCACGUGUGCCUGACCACGCUGGUGAUCAUGGGCAGCAUGGCGGUCAUGGACGCCUACCUGGUGGAGCAGAACCAGGGCCCGCGCAAGAUCGGCGUGUGCAUCAUCGUGCUGGUGGGCGACGUGUGCUUUCUGCUGGUGCUGCGCUACGUGGCCGUGUGGGUGGGCGCCGAGGUGCGAACGGCCAAGCGCGGCUACGCCAUGAUCCUCUGGUUCCUCUACAUCUUCGUGCUGGAGAUCAAGCUCUACUUCAUCUUCCAGAACUACAAGGCUGCGCGGCGGGGCGCGGCCGACCCGGUGGCGCGCAAGGCGCUGACGCUGCUGCUGUCGGUGUGCGUGCCCGGCCUCUUCCUGCUGCUCGUGGCGCUCGACCGCAUGGAGUACGUGCGCACCUUCCGCAAGCGCGAGGACCUGCGCGGCCGCCUCUUCUGGGUGGCGCUGGACCUGCUGGACUUGCUGGACAUGCAGGCCAACCUGUGGGAGCCGCCGCGCACCGGGCUGCCGCUGUGGGCCGAGGGCCUCACCUUCUUCUACUGCUACAUGCUGCUGCUGGUGCUGCCGUGCGUGGCGCUCAGCGAGGUCAGCAUGCAGGGCGAGCACAUCGCGCCGCAGAAGAUGAUGCUCUACCCGGUGCUCAGCCUCGCCACCGUCAACGUGGUGGCCGUGCUGGCGCGCGCCGCCAACAUGGCGCUCUUCCGAGACAGCCGCGUCUCGGCCAUCUUCGUCGGCAAGAACGUGGUGGCGCUCGCCACCAAGGCCUGCACCUUCCUCGAGUACCGCCGCCAGGUGCGCGACUUCCCGCCGCCCGCGCUCGCCCUGGAGCUGCAGCCGCCCCCCUCGCAGCGCAACUCGGUGCCGCCGCCGCCGCCGCUGCACGGCCCACCAGGCCGGCCCCACGGGCCCUCGCCCACGCGCGACGCCCUGGACACGUGACAGGGCCCGCGCGGCCCUGGAGAUACUCGCGGGUGCAGAGACAUUGGCCGGUGGGGCGUGCAGUUUGCAUGGGAUGGGGUGGGGCGGGCUCCCCACGGGGCCAGGCUCGCUGAGCGCCUGGCCUGCAGCUGCUGCUUCCUCUCAGGGACCCCUCGGCCCACUGACCUCGGCCCCAUCGGCUGGCCCGCCCCAGAGCGGGCCGGUGUGUGCGGAGCAGAAGGACCCUCCCCUGCCUGCUGGGGCCGGGUGGGAAGGAAAGACAGAGGGGAGAGAGGUCUGGUUCCUUGGGGUCCCUCCGUGGGGGCCUCUGGCUCAGAGUUAGGGGCCAAAAAGGCCUCUGUCAUUUUAAAGACUCGUGUUUACAAUUUUGUAUCCA